GGGCAAAGCAUGUAGCACACCAGCCCGCGCCAGACUGAGUGUCGACCCAUCCCUUGGAUGUACGUAUAAAUAUUCUUCUGGCCGGGAUGCUCUUCUGUUCGAGGUUUAUCAUACUUUUCUCUAAGUUUUGCUACCUAGGUCGCUUGGCUACCCCUUCCUCAUCUUGAUCCCUGAACCAUCAUAUCGUUGUGCGACGGCGAGGCAAAGACAAAAUGGCAGCUCCCAGUAAUCAAGCAGCAUGGAUCAAUGAAAAGAACGCCAAACCCCUCGAAGUCAAAGAAGCUCCCUACACAAAACCAGCUGCCAACGAACUAGUAAUCAAGAAUGCCGCCGUCGCCAUCAACCCUAUGGACUGGAUGCUCCAGGAAACCGGCCACCUCGCAUUCACCUGGAUCAAAUACCCUUUCGUGCUUGGUGCCGAUAUAGCUGGAGAAGUAGUCGAAGUGGGCAGUGAAGUGACACGAUUCAAAGUCGGGGACCGCGUCCUCGCUAUGGGCUGUGGAUCGGAUCAGGAUCGAAACAGGGCCGCCGAGGGCGCUUUCCAGAAAUAUGCUGUUGUGUUGGAGAAUUUUACCUCGCCUAUUCCAUCUACUUUGUCAUUUCCGGAUGCCGCUGUCUUGCCUCUUGGCGUGUCUACUGCUGCAGCAGGACUUUUCCAGAAGAAUUUCCUUAAUUUGCAGUUACCCACUGUACCGCCACAGGCACCAACUGGUCAAACUCUUUUGAUCUGGGGAGGAUCAACGAGCGUGGGUAGCAAUGCAAUUCAGCUUGCUGCAGCUGCCGGCUAUGAAGUAUACACCACGGCUUCACCCAAGAAUUUUGACUACGUCAAGAAGCUUGGUGCGUCGCAAGUAUUCGAUUACAAUUCCAAGACCAUCGUCAAGGAUCUGGUUGCAGCCCUAAAAGAUAAGACUGUGGCCGGUGCUUACGCUAUCGGAGUUGGCUCUCUAUCCCUCUGUGUGGACGUCAUCAGCAAGACCAAAGGCGUGAAAUUUGUCACCGACGUGGGAUCAACCGAUAUCCCCAAGGACAAGAAACUAGCCGGAUUCAUACUCAUCCCAUUCUUGCUCGGCACAAUGAGCCGCGGUGCAGCAUUAUGGGUGAAGACAAGACGCACCGGCGUUCGUACAAAGUUUGUCUAUGCAAGUGACAUUAAGAAGACCUCGUUGGCUAAAUCUAUUUAUGCGGAUUUCCUUCCUCAGGCUCUGGCUGAGGGCCGUUAUCUUGCGGCUCCGGAACCACAAAUUGUCGGUCAUGGGUUGGAGAAUGUACAGGAAGGAUUUGGGUUGUUGAGGAAGGGGGUUUCGGCUCAGAAACUGGUUGUCACAUUAUAGAACACCAUUUCCUCACCGUACACCACCGGCGAUACCUAGAGAGAAGUCACUUCCUCUCUUCGUAGUUUACUUCUUGUAAGCCUGAUUUGUCAGGAUUUCCAGUGAUUGUUAUAUUUAGAUUAGUACUAAUAUUCAAUAUACCCCUUUGUUAUUCCG
Molecule: messenger RNA, 1490 nt
Organism: Talaromyces stipitatus ATCC 10500
Lineage: Eukaryota; Fungi; Ascomycota; Eurotiomycetes; Eurotiales; Trichocomaceae
Product: alcohol dehydrogenase, putative
Exons: 1
Coding region: 213-1334 (373 amino acids)
Molecular function (GO): oxidoreductase activity, acting on NAD(P)H
Source: RefSeq, a predicted model, not a curated record